Molecule: messenger RNA, 365 nt
Organism: Staurois parvus
Lineage: Eukaryota; Metazoa; Chordata; Amphibia; Anura; Ranidae
Source: the annotation of a GenBank genome assembly
UUACAUUUGGCACAAUGCAGUCAGGCAAGUACUGUUCUCCAGGCAACCGCCAAAUCUAGACACGUCCACCGUAAUUGGUCACUCCAGAGAACACGUCUCCACUGCUCUAGAGUCCAGUGGCGGUGUGCUUUACACCACUGCAUCCGGAGGUCUACCACUUCAUGGCUGACUUACUGUUGCUCCCAGUUGCUUCCACUUUGUCAUAAUACCACUAACAGUUGAGAGUGGAAUAUUUAGUAAAUUUAGGAAAUGUCAUGGAUGGACUUAUUGCACAGGUGGCAACCUAUCACAGUAGCAUGCUUAAAUUCAUUGAACUCUUGCCCCAUUCUUUCACAAAUGUUUGUAGAAGCAGUCUGCAUGCCUAG